GGGCGGAGCUAAUCUGAGAGGCGCAAAAGUCUCCUCGGAGAGCUGCGAUGGAAGGGGAAUCUCACAUCGAGGGUCUAAGAAGAUGGACGAUUUCCUCUUUGACCUGAAGCCAGUAUGACCUGAAAAUCCAGCGUCUUGACAUCUUUGUCAAGGUUUUUCAUAGAGUUAUUGUUGUGGCAGCUGAAUUGAUGCUUCAAGAACACUCCAUGAAGUCCUAGAGCAGGCAGUAAUGGAAGGCCCUUUGCAGACUGCCAUUCAGGUGUGCCAUGAAAACGAUCAAUGGAUGUCACGAUUACCUGAGAAACUCUGGGAUAUUCCCCUCUAUAAUUUAGCUCUUCCAGGGAGCCACGACACUAUGACCUACUGCUUGGAUAAAAACUCUGCUGUUAGUGGCAAUGAAUCCAAGGUGGUGAAGUUUUUAAACAAAUGUAUGCCCUGCAUUGUGCACCCCAUUAUCAUGAAGUGGUCUACAACACAGGUACUGACUGUGACAGAGCAACUUGAGGCUGGAGUUAGAUACCUGGAUUUCAGGAUUGCCCACAAGGCCAACGAUCCAUCUAUGAAUUUGUACUUCGUGCAUAUGGUUUACACAACUGUUACUGUACAGGAUAUUCUGUGGGAAGUAUUAAGGUGGUUGGAAACUCAUCCUCGGGAAGUUGUUAUCUUAGCCUGCAGGAAUUUUGAUGGAUUAACCAAGAGACUUCAUCGUCGUCUUAUUGCCAGUAUAAAAGAGAUUUUCCACUUUAAACUAUGUCCCAGACAUGUAGCCCCAACCCUACGGACCAUGUGGCAGCGUGGCCAUCAGGUGAUAGUCUCGUAUGAGGAGGACAUGGAAGUGGAGAAGCACCGGGAGCUCUGGCCUGCGAUCCCAUACUGGUGGGGAAACAAAACUGCCACCCGUGCCCUUAUCCAGUAUCUAGAGCACAUGAAGCGGAUGGGCCGCCCAGAAAAAUUCUUUGUAGCGGGGAUUAACCUUACUGAAAAUUUAAGGUAUAUUCUUGUACACCCAUUUGGAUCACUGAAGAAAAUGACACUCCAGAGCCUUCCAUACUUGAAAAUCUGGAUAAAGCAGCAGUAUCCAGGACAAAAAAAGGAAUGUAUUAACAUCAUUGCUGGAGACUUUAUAGGAAAUGAUGAUUUUGUCAGAGAUGUGAUAGAACUUAACACAAAAAUUAAUCCUCCAUUACAGUGCCAAAAUAAAGGGGCUGGAACAAACAGCAUUUAAUUCUCAGCUUCUUAACCUGUUGAAAAGCAGAAAAGGCUUUGUCUACAUUUAACAUGUCGUGGUUUAAACAUAAUGGAUCCCAUAAUGGUCCACUUAAACCAGAAAUGUUCUGAAGACUCGGUAGGAAAAGUGCUCUUAACAUUGCCAGGGUUUCAAGGCCUUUUCACAGAAGACAGAGCAGGCAGACCUUGAUGAAGUCUCUAGAGAAUCAUGGUAUAAUUUACUUGGAGGUGCUUAGAUUCUGUAGGAGUUGGCAAUAUUGAAAGUCUCAAGAACUUAAUCUUAUUUUUCAUAUUAGCAAAAGAGAGAAAUGUCAGCACCUGCCUGAAUUAUUUUGGGGUAAGAUUUUAUCUUUCUUACCACUGUAAAGAUAUUCUGCACUCCCUGCAACCCCAAUUCUCAGCCUUUUAUAUCAAUGUGAAACUGACUUGUUAUCAUGGUUUGUGUUAAAUAUAUGAAAGGAACUGUUUAAAAGUAUUUCUGAUGUAUCAAAGAAUAUAUUGACAUGAUUUUUAUAUAUACACCAAUAUGUCAUUACCAUUGGAGAUCUAGAAGCAACUGUACUGUUGCUGUGUGCUGAGUAUCAUUUGUGAGCCCCUUUACCAACAGGGUAGUCACAAGAUUCUUUAUGAUUUCUAAGAGGUAUGUGUAUUUGAGCAUGCACUUACUCUAUCACUCAUGCCAGUUUUGCAGCAAUAAAGAUACCAAAACUAGGCCCCUAGACAGUUUUGUCUGUGGUAAUUAAAUGUUUUAUUAGGUACUGCCAAAAUAUGCCUUACCUUGAAAAUGUAACAAGUUCUUUAAACUCUGACAGCUGUAGAAAUACAGAUCCUUGGCUAUUAUCAUGCUCAUUUGGGGUUUCACAUCUGGUCUUUUACUUAGCUAUUUUAGUAGCUCUAUUAUUAUUUUUCCUCUCAGUAAGUAGUUUUUGCUUAUGUAAAAACCAAGGGGCUUAUGCUGUUUGCCAUUGCACAUUAGUCCUACUGAGUUUUUUAAAUGAACUGUGCAAUAACAGAUGCUCAUGAAGGUAAGAGAAAUGGCAAGCAUCAGGACUAAACCAAAAGCAGGCACUGCACAAAGUUCACUGUGCAGCUUCAUCAAUAUACCUCACUUUUUAGAUGCACUUUAUAUACAAAAGCUGUGUUCAAAUGUCUGGUGAGAUGUGAAAUGUUUGCAGAAGUUUUAAAUCAACUACUACUUGCCAUCACAUCCAACUCACCCUGGACACCUCAGCAUGAAAGGCUAAGAGGCUACCUCUUUGUGCAAUCUCUUGCAAUUGCAGAAGACAUGAAAACCUAAGCAUUCUACUUCUAAAAGGAGAGUUUCUAAACGCUUUUUUUACAGUUGCUUUUAUCUUUGUUCUUAUCUCUGUGUACUCCAUACUGAGCAGUCACUCAGUUCUGAUUUUUUUUGAGUCACUACCUGCAUGAAGUGUUAUACAUACUCCAAAUGUUUUUCUGCCCAUGUUUUAUACCCUCAAGUAGCUUGUUACUCUACCUAAUAAAAUCCGUGUCUGUAA
Colius striatus (speckled mousebird) is the source of this 2744-nucleotide messenger RNA. It is a transcript of the gene PLCXD1, whose product is annotated as phosphatidylinositol specific phospholipase C X domain containing 1. Gene Ontology annotation, molecular function: phosphoric diester hydrolase activity. The record is from RefSeq and is a predicted model, not a curated record. NCBI's taxonomy places the organism in Eukaryota, Metazoa, Chordata, Aves, Coliiformes, Coliidae. Gene Ontology annotation, biological process: lipid metabolic process. Bases 230 to 1225 code for a protein of 331 amino acids. The transcript is spliced from 8 exons.